This is a messenger RNA of Rhea pennata, 842 nucleotides long. RefSeq names its product microfibril-associated glycoprotein 4-like. Lineage: Eukaryota; Metazoa; Chordata; Aves; Rheiformes; Rheidae. Gene Ontology annotation, biological process: elastic fiber assembly. The record is from RefSeq and is a predicted model, not a curated record.
AUGACGGUGCACGAGGCGCCGGGGGCCCCGUGCGAGGCGGCGCCGCGCGACUGCCAGGACGUCUACGCCCGGGGCGCCGAGGCCGACGGCGUCUACCUCAUCUACCCGGCGGGGCCCGGCCUGCCCGUGCCCGUCUACUGCGUGAGCACCCAAGGCCACGUCUGGACGGUCUUCCAGAAGCGUUUCAACGGCUCCGUCAGCUUCUUCCGCGGCUGGAACGACUACCGGGCGGGCUUCGGGCGGGCCGACGGCGAGUACUGGUUGGGCCUGCAGCACCUGCACCUGCUGACGCUGCAAGGGCGCUACGAGCUGCGCGUGGAGCUCGAGGACUUCGAGAACAACACGGCCGCCGCCACCUACGGCACCUUCGCCCUCUCGCACGCCAUCAGCGGCGAGGAGGACGGCUACACCCUGCACGUGGGCGGCUUCGUGGACGGCGGCGCCGGCGACUCGCUGAGCUACCACCGCGGGCAGAAGUUCUCCACCUUCGACCGCGACCAGGACGUGUACGUGCAGAACUGCGCUGCGCUCUCGUCGGGCGCCUGGUGGUUCCGGAGCUGCCACUUCUCCAACCUCAACGGGCUCUACCUGGGCGGCGCGCACGCCACCUACGCCAACGGCCUCAACUGGGCCGCCUGGAAGGGCUUCAACUACUCGCUGCGCCGCAGCGAGAUGAAGAUCCGCCGCCUCUGAGGCCGCCGCCCUGCCCCGGCGUCCGUCCGUCCGUCCGUCCCGUCCGUCCGUCCCCCGCCGCUGCCACCCGCCGCCGCCGUCGGUCUCCCCCCCCCUCUCCGCCGCUGCCGCUUCCAAUAAAUCCCCGGUCCGGUCCGGCACAGACGAGA